Molecule: messenger RNA, 6236 nt
Organism: Protopterus annectens (West African lungfish)
Lineage: Eukaryota; Metazoa; Chordata; Ceratodontiformes; Protopteridae
Gene: EPN2
Product: epsin 2
Exons: 9
Coding region: 994-2802 (602 amino acids)
Biological process (GO): endocytosis
Cellular component (GO): clathrin vesicle coat; endosome; plasma membrane
Molecular function (GO): phospholipid binding; clathrin binding
Source: RefSeq, a predicted model, not a curated record
UUUUAAUCAAAUUGGAAGAAACAACCGCUUUAUAAAAGUACAGUUCACUUUUUAGAACCAAGUAUGAUACAUAAGCCAAUAUGUACAGAUAAAAACUGAAAGCUACAUACAUCAUACAAAUAAUACAAUUUAGUUUUGGAGGGGUACUAAUAUCGUACAUUGACGUACGUUUCUCCAACAAUGGUAACAGAACUCCUCGGAGUUGAAGAGUCCUGAAAAGACAGUGUUCCUGUCAUUUGAAGCCAACAGCACAAUAAAUAAAAGGCAGUGUGUCCAUCUUUGCGUGAGCCAUCUGUUGUGCAACUACAGUCUUAGCUGCUUGUACUUGCCGCUUACUAUCCCCACGAAGCAAGGGCACUCACUAUAGACGACGCCCUACUUGUUCCCUUCCCCCUCCCUGUUGCUCUCCUUCGGGUCCUCCCAAUUCCUGAGAAACGGGAGUAUGUGAAUGAGUGUCUGUCCAUCUCCCUCCGCCAUGUUGGAUCGUGUGGGUGUCAAAUAGGCUACCGGUGCUGCUGCUAAAGAAGGGAACAGCAGCCGUGAAAACAGGCUACUGGGUUUCACAAGACACAAAAGGUGUCACCGCUCGUGACGGGAUCGCGAGCUCUGUCUCAUGGGAUUUAGACAGACGCAAGACCGUUAGGGAUUUAACGGUAUUGUUACUGCUUGUUCUUUCCUUAAUUUCUUUAUUUACGCUUAAAGUUUUCAACUCUGCAAACCUUCAACGCACAUAGAAGAAAAGAAAGUCACAGGAAAGCUGGAGUAAGUGCUCUAGGAAACGCUGGUAUCAUGAUUUUCACUGGUUGGCAGACUCCUCUUCUUGAAGGAAGGAAAUGGUUUUAGCAAAGGGCAUUCAUGUACAGUUGAAAACGCACAUUUUUUUCAACUGGAUUACAGUACAAGAAAAAACAUUUUGUAAAAAAAAAGAAAAAAACAAAAACGAUUUAUUAGGUAAUCUGUUACUUUAGUUCAUCCUGUAAAAAGGAAUCCAAAAUGACAACUUCUGCUAUUAGACGACAAAUGAAAAACAUUGUUAACAAUUAUUCAGAGGCCGAAAUUAAAGUUCGCGAGGCAACUUCUAAUGAUCCUUGGGGACCUUCAAGUUCAUUAAUGACUGAAAUAGCAGACUUGACUUACAAUGUUGUGGCUUUCUCUGAAAUCAUGAGCAUGAUUUGGAAAAGGCUCAAUGACCAUGGUAAGAACUGGAGACAUGUGUACAAGGCCCUGACUCUCCUGGAUUACCUUAUAAAAACUGGAUCUGAGCGUGUGGCACAACAGUGUAAAGAGAAUAUAUUUGCUAUCCAGACACUCAAGGAUUUUCAGUACAUUGACAGAGAUGGUAAAGAUCAAGGUAUAAAUGUACGGGAAAAAUCAAAGCAGCUUGUGACACUCUUGAAGGAUGAUGACCGUCUUAAAACUGAAAGAGCUCAGGCUCUCAAGACAAAAGAGCGUAUGGCACAAGUGGCCACUGGAGUUGGGAGUAAUAAUCAGAUUUCUUUUGGUCGGGGUUCCAGUCAGCCAAACCUGUCUACAAGUUACUCUGAACAUGAGUAUGGGAAAUCUGGAGGGUCACCUGCCUCUUACCAUGGCUCCACCUCUCCUCGUGUUUCUUCAGAGCUAGAGCAGGCACGACCUCAAACCAGUGGAGAAGAGGAACUUCAGCUACAACUUGCUUUAGCCAUGAGCAGAGAAGUUGCAGAACAGGAAGAACGCCUUCGCCGUGGUGAUGAUUUGAGGUUACAAAUGGCCCUAGAAGAAAGUCGCAAAGAUACCAUUAAAGUUACAAAGAAAAAAGAGAAGGCUGCUGUAGUGGAUCUUAUCGAUUCAUUCCCUACAGAGACCCGUGCAGCCCAGAGUGCUGAGCCAUGGGGAACUACUGAUGCAGGAAGCAAGUCUGAUCCAUGGGGAGGAGAAGCAGCAAACGGAGCUGCUGCUUCUGACCCUUGGCAGUCAUUUGGUACCAAACCAGCUGCUUCUAGUGAUCCUUGGGGUGCAUCACCAUCAUCUGUUUCACAGAAAAUUCCUAAAAGUACUGAUCCAUGGACUUCCAAGCAGUCCACAUCUUCUGCACCUAAAGCUGGUGUAGAUGCAUGGGCAACAGUAACUGCAUCAAGUUCCCGGCAACCUGUUUCCACUCCUGGUGGCUCAUCAUUUGAUCCUUUCAGCAGUUUAAAUGGUGCAGAUAAGGAUGACUUUUCAGAUUUUGACAGUCUGCGAUCUACGUCAAAAAAGACAGGAGAUGAUCUUGGUGAGAGUUCAAUACUGCAUUCAAAGCACAGUGGCACAUCUAGUCCAGAGUUAUUUGAUUCUCAGCCAUCGACUACAGGUUCUGCAAAGCAGACACCAGCUCGGAAAACCCCAGAAUCCUUCUUGGGCCCCAAUGCAGCGUUAGUUAAUUUGGAUUCACUGAUAGCCAAACCAGCACCACCAUCUACUUUAUCUAAUCCUUUCUUAAGUCCAGGUUCUUCUGCACCAGCUCCAGUCAACCCUUUUCAGGUUAACCAACCUCAGCCUCUGACAUUAAACCAGAUGAGAGCAGGACCCAUCAUCGGAGUGGGGCAGCAGACGUUUAGCACAUUACCUACUAUGAACAUGGAGCCAUUGCCUCUCUCUGCCGUGACACCACCUCUUGCCAUGGGAACUGCUUCUGUACCAGCCAUGGGUGGAGUAGUACCACUGAGUAGAGUGGGUACAGGAGUGAACAUGAGUGUAGUUGGCUCUUUGCCUCAGCCUCUAACUAAUUCUGGAAUCCCCCCAAGCACUGUCCAACAGACAAAUACUACUAAUCCUUUUCUUUUAUAGACCUUAACAAAAAGACUUAAAGGAACUAUUUUUAGAUUUGGGUCAGAGGCUAAGUUCUAGAUGAUCUAGAAGGAAACAGUUGCUGCUGUACAAGUUGGUAUUUAAAUCCACUGAAGCAAGUUAAAGUUCACUCUUGUCAUUUCUGUUUCGAAUUGCAGCUGCUUUCGACCACAAAUGGUACCAUGCAGUGUGUUGCUUUAAUGCAUUUAAAACAUGGUGAGACUCAUUCAUAAAAAUACACGCUCUCUGAAUUUGCUCUGGCAUUACUGAACUCUCAUUGUACUUCACUUCUUUGUUGUAUCUGCUGUAGAAUAGUUGCCAUUUAACUUGCAUUAUGCAGUUCACAAAUGAUUUAUUGUUUCAGAAAUGUUUAUAACACAGUUCUAAAAUUCUAAUUUACAAAUACAUAUUUAAUAUAGAUAUAUAUUUUUAAAUUCUUGUAUUUGGCAUAGAGCUGUUUUAAUUGACUAUGUGUCAUUGUAGACCUUAGCUUGAACGGCAUAUUUUCAGGCUUUGCAAAUGUUUUCUGGCAUAAACCAGUAGUAACCACACUACUGUGGAAUAUACUGUAGCUGUUACUUGCCAAACAUUGCUGGUAUGUUCAUGAAUUUACAUCAUGUCAUGUGACUACUCUUAUCCUACUUUGCAUUUAUAUACAGAAGUAUAUCAGUUUUUGAGGAAUAUGGGUGAUAGUAACCUGUAUUGACUGAUAUAGCGUCUUGAGAUUUGAAUCAGUUUAGCUGUUUUUCUUGCAAAGUAAUAAAACAGUAUAGACUGUCUUGUUCAAGCUAAUUAGAGCAAGCUUUAAACUAUUUUUAAUGUAACAUUAUAAGUACCAUUCUACAGUUUUGCACACUUUACUUUAGAUCAGCUGCCUAUUUUAAAUUUUAGCUAUCAAGCAGUUGUUGCCUUUAGCUAUUUUUAUAUAGCGAUUCUUAUUUAAUGGUCUAGUUUUAUAUUAAAAAUGGGCAUUGGUAGAAAGAAUUCUUAGGAAGGAAAAAAUUCUUUGCAUUCUCAUUGCCCUUGUAUUUAUGGUUUUCCAGUUGUUUCUGUCUGCGGGAGAACUAAAGGGAGAAAAAUAAUGACAAUAAGCUAAAAUAAAUUUUCACUAACGAAAAUGAGUUUUGUGUAUAAAGAUGGCGCAGCACAUACAUUAAAGCUCGCCACCCCCCUAGUAACAUUUAAAACCUUCUACUGGUGUUUCGAGUAACAGCAUUACUGAUUUCAUUUUCUGAUGCCCCACCACCACCACACAUAUCUUUUUAUGCCUCCUUUUCCUUGCUGCUCUCUGGUAAUCAGCCUUUACCUGUAGUAGUCGUCUUUGCCAUGUCAAACAUUUUUGAUUGUGCUUUUUCUCAAACCACACUUGGUGAAGGACUGAUUUUAGCUCCUGGCAACCUUACAUUGUUUUGGUUUUCGGAGAUGCAUCACCAAAUGUUUGACAUGAAAGUGCAGUAUUUAAAAUGCAUAACAUAAAUUAAGUGAGCAGUAGUAUUAGUGCACAAGAAAGUUUUGAGUUUUAUGACCAUUUUUUUUUAAAGUUGCAUGUAGCUUUAAAUAACUGAGAUUGACAAACUUGGCUCCCAUGGUUAGUUCUGAUCUUUACUACAAGUGGUGUUUUGCUCCACCUUUAGUUUCUUUGAUAUCUCUUUGCGCAGAAGACUUUUAUAACUUAACAGUAUGAGAUUGACAUUGUACAAGAAAUCCAUACUUAGAUCAGAAAUAAGGGGUCAUUUUACUGGCAACAGUUUCUCAAGGGAAAUAAAUGUUAUUUUAACUUAUUUUAGUUUCUGCUUUUGUAUGUAAAGCACAUAUAUUUAACAAAACUUGUCUGUCUGGCACAUACCCGGGUAACUUUUGUGAUAAUUUUCCUGCUGUUAGUUUGAGUGAUGGUGCACAGAAUGUUGUCACUCCAAACCUGAUUAAAACUAAGGAUAAAACAUUUGAGUUAAUGUGAGUGCCACUCAAGUUUCUCUUUUAUAGUGAUACAGAUACUUAUUAGAUGGCAUAUAUUUAAAAAGUUACUAUUACAUUUGUUCAUUAUUAUCAGGACUUUUCUCAGUAUAACUACCAUACAGUCUGGUAAUUGGAUGUAUCGGUAUAGUUUAAGAAAUUCAUAGCUAAACAGAGUGGAAGUGUUCAUGGCUUUAUAUAAGAUUAAUACUGUACUCUCCUCAGCUUUUUAGGCUGGAAAGAUAAAAGCUUUGAUAUUCCAUGGGGAAGAGCCCACCUAUAGUCAAAAUGUGGAACUUGACUUUCCACAGACAGAUUUCCAUGUAGUCUUUAAUACUCUUUGCACUAAAAAGCAGCAUUUUAGGGAUGAAGGCAUUGUGUGAACUUGUCACAAAAGUGGCAGAACAUUAGUUAGAGGAACGCACUGACUUUUCAAUGGUGUUUUGAAGAUGCUGAUGCUCUAGACCAACUGAAAUUUUAACUAAAUAAAAAACCUUUGGGUGGUAAGGCUUUAAUGCUUUAUAUCUGAAAAUAAAGGGAGUACAGGUAAGCACAAUUUUAGUAUAACAUUGUUGAGGCUAGAAUACUAACAAAAAAUUGCUGGUGAGUUGAGUGGUAAGAUUAUGAAAGUGAUUUCUGUUAGUUUUCAGCUGGAGCCUCCUACACUCACUGCACUGUUUGUUUGUUUUGUAUGGAGAAUUGUUCAACAAAAAAAUACAUUGGCCAGAGCUGUAGGAGUGCAAUGAUUUCUUUCUUUGGUGCUAAAAUGUGUGCUUUUUUAAAAAUAAGCUACCCAGUAAUAAUCUUAUUGGUCCAGUGGGUUUAUAAAGUGCAAUGCAGCAAAUCUAAGAGUAGCUUUUUGAAAAUAAGCCCUGCUAUGCACAUAUGGCAUUGUAUGUAUGUAUGUAUGUAUGUAUGUAUGAUUGUGUUUUUAUGGACCUGUAUUUAUUGACUGAAAUUUGCUAUGUAGAAAAAGCUGUGUACCAUCAGGAACAAAAAUGUUUUAUUGUGCUGUUUACAGUCCUUUUUAACCACAUAACUAAUGCAUUAAUUCUAAGUGUCAACAUGCCUACCUUUUUGCUGUAACUGUUUCUGAUGUACAAGUAUUCAUGUGUAUUUUAUCUGUAUUAAUAUUUACAUAUGUUGUGGAAAGCUUAGUCUUUUUCACAGCAGAUGACUUUACAGAAAAAUGCCCUUUGUUCAUGUUUUCAUAUAUUUACGUGUAUUUUACAAAACUGUUUUCAUAUUAUUGAAAGCAGGCUGCUUUUUAUUUGUGCUGACUGAUGACAUUAUUCACUGUACAAUAUAAUUUAUCAUUUGUAUUAUUGUAACUUAACGUUCUUUGUUUUUAUUGUGUGAUGCAUUUGUGUGUCUUUAUGAAGAAUAUCAUAGGAAGUUUUUGGUUAGGCCAUCUGAGUAGCAGCAGUGACAAGGAAGCUUGUUUGUAUGUAGGGGUAAGAAUUAAAACAAUAUUGUUUACA